UGACAACAAUGCGCGCGAUCAAAACAGAACCAGGAUAAAGCAAGAUGGCGUUCGGUGGAGAUGACUAAUAGUUGUAUGUCCUUAAUCCGUACAUGUGCACAUUAAUGGCGUCAAAUAGAGUUAAACAUAGUUAAUAAUUGCUUGUAUGCUGAUACAUUAGUCUAAGUGCACGUUGACGCUUGUUGUGCUAUUUUAGCUCGGUAUUUAGCUUAUAGCUAGCUGGCGGCUCACAAAGCGACGCGGAAGCUAUCAUCCAUCCAUUUCUAUCGUUUAUUUCCUUCGGGGUUUAAUCUCAGCUUCAAUCGGGCGGAAGGCAGGAUACACCCUGGACAAGUCGCCACCUCAUCGCAGGGCCGACACAGAUAGACAGCUAUCGGUACAUUGCUAAACAGAGAUCAAGUGUGAGUGUAAAGUGUUGUGAUUGAGUCAAAAUGUCCGAAAGAAGGCUAGCAGAGUACAAGGAGGAACUUUGUCGAACACAAGAGGAGAAGGAGCGACAACGUCAUCUGCUGGACGCUGUGUUCAAGAAGCCUCAAGUUGAGUUACACGGAACAGACGUCCAGCAGCUGAUUGGUCACCGAGAAGAACCUCUCUCUAAGUUGCUGGAGGUUCACUUCCCUUUGAAGCAGGAGGAUCAACAGCCCCCCCACAUUAAAGAGGAAGAGGAGUCUGAAGACCAUGAAGACAAACCACCUGAGUCCUCACAGCUUCAUCACAGUCCAAGUGAGGAGAAGAGAGAGGUGGAGCCUCCAAGCAGCAGCUCACCACAACACAUGACAACAGAAGCUGAUGGAGACCACUGUGGAGGCUCACAAGCUGACAUUCUCUUAGCUCCACUGUCAGAUAGUGACGACUCAACGUCACACGUUAAUGUCAUAAUUGAAUCACACAUGAAAACACACACAAGAAAAAUACCUUUCAGUUGUUCAGUUUGUGGCCACAUAUUCUCCCGAAAAGGUAAUAUUCAAAUACACAUGAGAACAAAUACAGGGAAAAAACUUUUUAUUUGUCCAGUUUGUGCAAAAGGCUUUGUUUCAAACUCUGAUUUGACUCGACACAUGCUGUCACACACCGGAGAAAAACCUUUCAUUUGCUCAAACUGUGGCAAAAUGUCUUUACAAAGAGGAAUUAUGCUGUCACAUAUGAGAACACACACAGGAGAAAAACAUUUCAGUUGUUCAGUUUGCAGUAAAAGAUUAUCUCACAAACAUCAUUUGCAAAGACACAUGAAAACACACACAGGAGAAAAACAUUUCAGUUGUUCAGUUUGCAGUAAAAGAUUAUCUCACAAACAUCAAUUGCAAAGACACAUGAAAACGCACACAGGAGAAAAACCUUUGAGUUGUUCAGUUUGCGGUAAAAUUUACUCCGAAAAACGUCAUAUGCAAAGACACAUUAGAACACAUACAGGAGAAAAAAAUGCAUUUUUUCGGUUUGUGCAACAGGCUUUGUUACAAAGUCUGACUUGUCUUGCCACAUGCGAACUCACACCAGAGAAAAACCUUUUUAGUUGUUCAGUGUGUGGGAAAAGAUACACUGAAAAACGUUAUAUUUUUAGACACAUGAGAACACACGUAGGAGAAUAACUUUUCCUUUUUGAAAGUCCUCUUUCAAUAGACUCUGGCAGUCACUCAUGGUCUACUGCAGGGCUUCUCAAAAGUCUGGACUGUGUUCCAGAUUCAGACCAUGAGAUAGCCUGGAUCCAGUGGGCAACCAGCCACCCCACAUAAUGCUAUGAAUUACAAAACAUUAUCAUAUUUAUUUUAGGCACUGGUUAAAAGAUGUCAUUAAAUGUUUGUAAUGUUAAAAACUUUGUUUUAAAUUAUGAUUCCCAAGAUCCUUUCAAGUGCAACUACACUCUUUGGGGGGAAUUUUGCCUAUCAUUCACAAUCAUUUUGCGAGACUAGCACAUGUUUUCCUUUUGUUAUGCUGUCUAACUCAUAAAUAAAGGCUACCAAGAGUCAGCUAACAAUAGAGGGAAAUUGAUUCGCUCCAUACUGCCCAUAAGGUGUUCCUAAAAAGAUCCAAAAACCUCCAUCAAGGAAAGCAGGAUCUUUAUUGUCAUUGCACGAGAACAACAACAUUUCAUUCUGAUCACAAACUUGUUCGGCAGCAGACAUACAUUGUACAUGAUAAGAGAACAGGAACGCUAAUGGGUUGCCUCUCAAGGCGCCCAACGUUCUAUAUACACACUGUAAGUAUAUAUGUAAUGUAGUAACAUGCACUUUCUUUAAAAAAGUAAUAUUUGUGUAUUUUUGUCAUUUUAAUUAUUUUAGGAACAUUUUGGGCUUCACGGUGGCAGAGGGGUUAGUGCGUCUGCCUCACAAUACGAAGGUCCUGCAGUCCUGGGUUCAAAUCCAGGCUCGGGAUCUUUCUGUGUGGAGUUUGCAUGUUCUCCCCGUGAAUGCGUGGGUUCCCUCCGGGUACUCCGGCUUCCUCCCACUUCCAAAGACAUGCACCUGGGGAUAGGUUGAUUGGCAACACUAAAUUGGCCCUAGUGUGUAAAUGUGAGUGUGAAUGUUGUCUGUCUAUCUGUGUUGGCCCUGCGAUGAGCUGGCGACUUGUCCAGGGUGUACCCCGCCUUCCGCCCGAUUGUAGCUGAGAUAGGCGCCAGCGCCCCCCGCAACCCCGAAAGGGAAUAAGCGGUAGAAAAUGGAUGGAAAAAAAAAAAUGGAAGGAACAUUUUGGUGGUGCAUUAAUUUCACAUUACAAUGUUCGCUAUUUCCUUCAACAAUACGUAUCACUAAUCAUGGCAGACUUCAUGAAAGUCAACAAUGACUUAUUUGGGGAAAAAUAUGUUCCAGACCUUUGUAUUCCUGCGCGUGGGCAUACGGACGAUGAGUUACAAGUUUUAUAUAGAAAUACAAAAUACGUGCAUAAUAAAGUGAUCACUUACUGUA
This is a messenger RNA of Nerophis ophidion (straightnose pipefish), 2900 nucleotides long. Its product is annotated as gastrula zinc finger protein XlCGF57.1-like. Gene Ontology annotation, biological process: regulation of transcription by RNA polymerase II. The coding region runs from base 432 to 1586 and encodes 384 amino acids. Lineage: Eukaryota; Metazoa; Chordata; Actinopteri; Syngnathiformes; Syngnathidae. The transcript has 2 exons. Gene Ontology annotation, molecular function: RNA polymerase II cis-regulatory region sequence-specific DNA binding; DNA-binding transcription factor activity. The record is from RefSeq and is a predicted model, not a curated record.